Amyelois transitella is the source of this 1428-nucleotide messenger RNA. RefSeq lists its product as uncharacterized. The record is from RefSeq and is a predicted model, not a curated record. Lineage: Eukaryota; Metazoa; Arthropoda; Insecta; Lepidoptera; Pyralidae. The transcript is spliced from 5 exons. Bases 254 to 1270 code for a protein of 338 amino acids.
UAUAAGAUUAAAUUACAGAUAUCACGCCUAUAAUGGUAUCAGUCAUUACUUUUUGUGAAUAACGUUAUUUACCAUUGCUUUUAAUUUUAAUUUGGUAACGUUAACAAGCCCUGAUUGGAAGGUCGAUUCUUGGCUAAAGUUGAAUGUUUGACGUUCUUACGUCACUUUUUAUGACACUUCUUCACAACUUCUUCAUAUACCGAUUUCUGUUAUAAUUUAAUUUCUUUCCGAGAAAAUUUAAUUAAAAUUUACUAUGGGGGACAUUGUUGAACUAACGACCCUUCCUCGAGAACAAAAGGUGUUCUACAAAGUUCCAACAGGCGGCCUUAAGUUUGCAGUUAAAGGGGCAAAUAAUGCUGCCAUUGGGAUACAUUCUAAAAAAGAAUCUAAGAGUGUAAAUUUCUGGGUGGUGCUAGGGCGAAGGCAAUGCACCUGGCUCAGAUCUACUUCUGGAUCUUGUAAGGCACAUACACCGAACAUCUUAAGCCCAGCUGAAUACAGAAGUUUUUGGAUAUCAUGGAGUAAUUUAGCUGUCAGUAUUGGUAGGGAAGGGGAAAAAGAGCCUAUCCUUACAAUUCCAGAAAAACACAGUAGAGAUCUUUGUUAUGUAACAUUUUUCGUAAACUCUAGGGGAUUCAGCCCCGUGCAUUGGAAAUUUGAAUUGGCUCCUGAAAUUCCAAGGCCUAUAGAGAAACGCAUAGAUGGUGGAACAGUUAGGUGGGUACGUUCAGAAAACCAGGUACCAUGGAAUGCAAUCAUUGGUGGCUAUGAGCAUGAAACUCUCUACAUAAUACGGGCCCUACAUAGAGGCUCCCUUGCAGUAGGAAAAUUUGUACCAUCAAAACGUGUGGGCUACAUUCCUUGGGGUUCUGAAUCACACGAAAAAAGAGGUGCUGAACUUGAAUUUUUGGUUGGUUAUGACUGCCAUUGGGUACCGACAAGUGGAAGUGAAAUUCCCGUGGGAGCUGUUGUUGGAGGAUACACAGAGCACCAACCUGGUGAAAAUAUUUACGUCGCCCGCGCUUAUUGCAGAACUCACCUCAUACCUGGAAAGGUUCAUAGGAUGUAUGGACAGUGCUACACGCCUUAUGAAAACAAAGAAUUUGGACAUUCAAACUAUGAGGUCCUAGUAUCACCAGAAAUCAAUCAGCGAAGUAUGAAAAUAGUAUUCACUGAUCACAUAUCAAUUGAUACACCCACUGGGUCUGACGUGGGAGAAUCUGAUGAGGAUGGAAUUGUCGAAGAAUAUGAUGAUUAUUAUAACUUGUGACCAGAAUUUCCAUUGUAGCAUUAUUAAAAUUAAUGUUUUAGAAAACUAGUCAAUCCUGGAAAAUAACUACAGUGCGCUUGUAUCAAAACAAAUUAAAUAAAUUAAUAAAUUCUGUUAAUUACUUAUAAAUUUUAAUAAAUAAAAUACUUAUCACUAAA